CCAACCACCAAAACCCAUGAUUCCUCAUCUCUCUGGUUCAAGAAGCAGCACCCACAAGCGAAUUUUUCUUAUUUUAUUCAAUUUGAAAGUAUUCAUAUUAACAAGCUUGCUAAUUCUGCAUCUCAAUCCGCACCAUGCACCGACAACUCGCGCGUCGUUGUUCAUGUACGCAAAAGAGGAAAAGUCUACCUCACAGUUAGGAGAAACGAAGCAAGUGAAGCCUCUCUAGCUCAUCCGCCGCCUCCCUGGAGCUGCUCUGGAAUUAACCGGAGAUUGGUGAUCUUGAAAUCCUGAGCAAUCUCCCUCACAAGCCUCUGGAACGGCAGCUUGCCGAUCAUCAGAAGCUCCAUGCAUGCUCUUCUCUUUAACUUCAGUCUUUAAAAAAGGAAAAGGUAAAGCCGGAAAGGAGCACAAUCCUCAUGUCUCACUCACUUGCAUUCUUUCUUUUUCUUCUUUUUUUUUUCUUUUUUCUGGUCGUAGUUUGUUAUAAAUCCAAGAUGUGGGCAGCUGACUGUUGAGAAGAUCGAGAAGCCAAACAUAGCCCAUGGAUUUGACCUCUUCUAGUAACAAACUCAGCUGUAAAAUAUUUUUUCAACUAGUGCGUUUUCCAACAACUGGAGCCUUACAUAUUUCUUUUACCUAAUCUGGCAAUCUCAGGCAUCCAACGGUUGAAAACCAAUGAUACCAACCCUACCCAGUCAGCCAUCAAUACAUAUCAUAUCAUAUCAUGAGAGAAGGCAUCUCUUAGCUCCAGGCUUAUUAAGCCCCCCAUUUAGCAGGAAUAUGAGCGGUAUAUCAACUCGAGGUCUCACGUGGUUGAUUUCAUCUUGGUCAAAAGAAUGGCUAGUCAGAUUUCAUCUCAUUGAUAGGCAAGCCCGCUGGAUUCCAUCUUCUUGCAGGUCUGAGAGUGCUUUGAAGUACGGAUGGUUUUUCAUGUUUCUGGUAAUGUUGUCUCAGAUUUCUUUGAAGAGGGGGAAGUCAAUCCGUUCUCGAAUCAUGGAAGCGUUGCUCCUGCCAAGAACUCCAGACUACCACCUCUGCCUCCAGAACGUGCUGGUUUCAAUUAUGGAUUUGAAAAAGAGGGAGAGGGAACUCCAAGCUAAAGAAUCUGAACUGAGAAAGCGUGAAGAGAUUGUAAAACAGAAAGAGGAUGCUGCAGCACGAGCUGGAAUUGUUCUGGAGGAAAAAAAUUGGCCUCCUUUCUUUCCACUUAUCCAUCCUGAUAUUGCAAACGAAAUACCAAUUCAUUUACAAAGGGUGAUGUAUGUUGCAUUUACAACAUGGUUAGGAAUUGUUGCUUGCCUAUUCUGGAAUAUAAGAGCUGUGACUACUGCCUGGAUUAAGGGUGAAGGGGUGACAAUUUGGUUCCUUGCGGUUAUAUAUUUCAUUGCUGGGGCCCCUGGAUCUUAUGUGUCGUGGUACCGUCCUCUUUGCUGUGUGUUCAGGUCUGAGAGUGCUUUGAAGUACAGAUGGUUUUUCAUGUUUCUGAUCCACAUUGGCUUCUGCAUCUUUGCUGCGGUUGCUCCCCCUAUAAUGUUCGAAGGAAAAUCUCUCAUUGGCAUUCUGGCUGCAAUUGAUAUUCGAAGUGAUCUUUGGUUAGGUUGUUCUACUGUAUCGGAUUCGGCAUGUUUUGUCUUGAAUCAGUGCUUAGCAUCUGGAUUAUUCAGCAAGUAUACAUGUACGUCCCGGGAAGUGGUAAAGCUGCUAAAAUGAAGCGUAAGGGAGCAUGACAAGUUGGUGAGGCAGCUGUAUAAGGCAGAGAAACAUGUAUUCAGAAGAAAAAAUAUGGUGACUCUAUUGAUCUAGAUUGUAUAGGCCCUUAGCUACAGGAUUUGCGGAUACAUAUGUUUUGCCCGAGUCUUUACUUUUUGAUUUCACAUAUUUCACAAGAGAUCUCAUCUCACUAGUUGCUUUUUGAAAUAUUAUAGCAAAUUAAAUGAUUGAAGCAACAGAAGCAAGGGAAGGUGUAGGGCACUUGGAUUCAAACACUCACUUCCUUUAUUAAUGCCAGUGUUGUUUAAUUGUAAUUAA
Messenger RNA from Rosa chinensis, 2031 nucleotides. RefSeq names its product secretory carrier-associated membrane protein 3. Gene Ontology annotation, biological process: protein transport. The coding region runs from base 679 to 1713 and encodes 344 amino acids. The record is from RefSeq and is a predicted model, not a curated record. The transcript has 14 exons. Lineage: Eukaryota; Viridiplantae; Streptophyta; Magnoliopsida; Rosales; Rosaceae. Gene Ontology annotation, cellular component: recycling endosome membrane; trans-Golgi network membrane.